AUGGAAAACACCACGAACGCGAACACGACACGACCGGCGGAAGUUGCCGACAGUACCAAGCCCGAUCGGGAUCCACCAUCUGAAAGAGACGACAGUAGUGGCCCAGUGAACAACCCGCAAGCAUCCGAGGAACGUCAGCACGAGGAGAAGCAUGCGCGCCAAGUCUCAGACGAGCACGGCAACGAGGACGUUGGCCACACGCAGCUAUCGUUGCAAAACGAGAAGGAAGUAAAUGUCACGGCCAGCGGUAGCACGGAUGAUGGCAAGACUCCAGAUGCAGACGACGACGGAGAUGAAUCCAAGUAUCCUAGCGGAACGAAGUUGGCGUUGCUCACGCUGGGCUUAUGCUUGGCCACCUUCGUCGUUGUUCUCGACAAUACUUUCACCGCUACGGCAAUACCCAGGAUAACGACGGUCGUCGACUCCCUGAAUGAUGUCGGCUGGUAUGGUUCGAGCUACCUCUUGACAACCACCUCGUUGCAGCCAUCCUUCGGCAAGGUCUAUACGUAUUUCAACGUGAAGUGGACUCACCUCACCGCACUAUGCAUCUUCGAGCUGUGUUCUCUAAUUCGUGCUGCCGCAACUAGUUCAAAGAUGCUCAUUGUUGGAAGAGCGGUUGCUGGAGCUGGAGCCACUGCUUUGUUCUCCGGAGGCAUGAACAUUGUCGGGUACUGCGUUCCGCUACGUAGAAGGGCGAUGUAUAUUGCCUCCUUGUCCUCGAUUUUUGGUAUCGCAUCUGUGGUAGGCCCUAUACUCGGAGGAGCCCUGACCGACAAAGCAUCGUGGCGAUAG
Messenger RNA from Recurvomyces mirabilis, 792 nucleotides. RefSeq lists its product as uncharacterized. Gene Ontology annotation, biological process: transmembrane transport. Gene Ontology annotation, cellular component: plasma membrane. The transcript has 2 exons. Lineage: Eukaryota; Fungi; Ascomycota; Dothideomycetes; Mycosphaerellales; Teratosphaeriaceae. Gene Ontology annotation, molecular function: transmembrane transporter activity. Bases 1 to 792 code for a protein of 263 amino acids. The record is from RefSeq and is a predicted model, not a curated record.